AUGUAUAGCGCAUUGGAUCCUAACAGACAUGAGAUUCGUCUCCUCCGGCUAUUCGCUGGUGGCGAGACAGAUUCCGUCAAUUGCGAGCUAUACACAAUAUCUCUAGACUGUCCAGAUGAAUACGAAGCUCUUUCGUACGUAUGGGGUAGCUCGGAGGACCGUCGUUCAAUCACGAUUGAAAGGAAAAACAAGGAUGUCACUAAGAAUCUUAAGGAGGCCCUGCGUCACCUUCGUCAUCGCGACCGUCUAUGCACAAUCUGGGCAGAUGCUGUAUGCAUUAACCAGGAUGACGUUAAGGAAAAAACUCUAUAA
Messenger RNA from Fusarium graminearum PH-1, 312 nucleotides. RefSeq lists its product as uncharacterized. The transcript has a single exon. The record is from RefSeq and is a predicted model, not a curated record. NCBI's taxonomy places the organism in Eukaryota, Fungi, Ascomycota, Sordariomycetes, Hypocreales, Nectriaceae. The coding region runs from base 1 to 312 and encodes 103 amino acids.